CUGCACGAGUACAAAUCCUCAUCGCAUCGUAUUUUCCGGUUGAACAACAUCGCAAAAGCACUGAAGUUUUUGGAAGACAGCAAUGUCAAACUGGUUAGCAUCGACGCAGCAGAAAUAGCGGACGGCAACCCAUCUCUGGUUCUCGGGCUGAUAUGGAACAUCAUCCUCUUCUUCCAGAUCAAGGAGCUCACGGGCAACCUCAGCAGGAACUCCGCAUCCUCCAGCCUGUCGCCUGGCUCCGGGAGCACGGAUUCCGACUCCUCCUUCCCCCCCACACCCACCACGGAGAGGAGCGUGGCGACGUCCGUGAAAGACCAGAGGAAAGCCAUCAAGACCCUGCUGGCCUGGGUGCAGAGGAAGACCCGGAAGUAUGGCGUGGCGGUGCAGGACUUCGCGGGCAGCUGGAGGAGCGGCAUGGCUUUCCUGGCCAUCAUCAAGGCCAUCGACCCCAGCCUGGUGGACAUGAAGCAGGCGCUGGAGGACUCCGCUCGGGCAAACCUGGAGAAGGCGUUCAGCAUCGCACACGAGGCCCUGCGCAUCCCCAGGCUGCUGGACCCCGAAGACAUCAUGGUCGACCCGCCGGAUGAGCAGUCCAUCGUGACUUACGUGGCCCAGUUUCUGGAACGUUUCCCGGAGCUGGAAGUCGAGGACUUCAUGGAAUCAGAUAAAGAGAUCCCCGUCGAAUCCACCUUUGUCCGCAUCAAAGAAACCCCUUCGGAACAGGAGAGCAAAAUCUUGCUGGUGACAGAAAACGGGGAGUGCGCCUACUCCGUGAGCCACGACACCAGCCACCCGCCACCCGCCAAGGUCUUCGUCUGCGACUCGCCCGAGAGCGUGCAGGGCAUGUGCCUGAGCGGCAGCCGCGUCCUGUCCGACAGCUCCUCCGACUUCAUGCACCAGAUCAUCGACCAGGUCCUCCAGGGCAGCCCGGGGAAGACGGGCAGCACCGGCGAGCCGCCCCUGGAGUCUUCCAUCUUAGCCACCAGGAAGGACGGCCGCAGGUCCAACUCACUGCCCAUCAAGAAAACCGUCCACUUCGAGGCCGACGUGUACAAGGACGCCUCCUGCAGCAAGGACCCCUUCUACACUCAAGACCUGCGCUUCGAAGGGAGCCCGCGGACGGCGCAGGUCGGACAGGGGCCGGCAGCUGACGCCGCAGAGGACAAGGAGCUGCAGCACGAAGUCGCCAAGACCCCUGAGGCAGCCCCCAACGGGGUCCCCCGGGGUGUCCCUGCAGCUGCCGGGUCCCUCAGCAGCUCCCAGCCUCCCUCUCCCUGCGAUGGCGCCGAGGAGAGCCCAGCCAGUCACAGAGAAGAAAGUCACCCUCCUCCGCCCCCCGCAGAAGACACCCUGAUGGCCAGCUCCUUGGAGGUCAAGGUGAAGCUGCUGACCGUGGAGGCUAUGGACAAAGACGAGUGUUUCGACAGCAUACCGUUAAAAGCCUCGAAGUUUAGCAACAACCUGGUAGAUUUUGCUUCCACCAGCCGAGCUGUCGGCGAGGUCCCUUCCCCUCGUGAGGAGACACCUGCUGAGGACGAGGGCUUUGAGGAUCAGGAUGAAAACUUUGUAGGUAAAAGGAGCGCCAAGUCCGCCCACAAAAAGCAGGAGUCCUCGGAAUGCCAGGUGGAAUCCAGCGAACAUGAACUUCCCAGUGACGCGACACUGGAAGAGACAGCGGAGAGAAAGCCAGAGGUGUAUGAAAAGGCCAAGAGGAAAUCCACCUGCCGUCGUCGCCGCAGCCGUGGGGAGGGGGAGGAGGAGGAAGGCGAAGGCCUGCAGGGGCCUGGCGGGGAGCUUCCUUCCAACCCCACCAGCAGCAGCGUCAGCCUGGAGAGGCUCGGGAGUCCCGGCAAAGACGGCGUGGACUUCACACCCUCGCCACCGCUGUCCAAGGUCUCGGUCAUUCCGCACGACCUCUUCUACUACCCGCACUACGAGGUGCCCCUGGCCGCGGUGUUGGAGGCGUACGUGGAGGGCACGGAGGACUUGAAGAUGGAGGAGACGGAUCUGGGCGAGCAGGAGGGGGGCUGUUCGCACCCCCGGGAGGAGGCCGACGCCUCCUGGAGCAGCUGCAGCUUCUCAGGGCCAGGCGAGGGCCUCCCGCGGGCCAGCGACCUGGAGCCGGCUCCCAACAAGGCUGCCACCCCGGCUUCAGAUCCUGCCCCUCCUGACCCCCGCGAGGACUGCCAGCCGAGGCAGACUGAAGAGAGUGACCCUGUGGAGAGCCCGCAGUCCCAGGAAUCCCCAAGCUUGGAAUCUGUAGCAAACCCCUUAGAAGCAAAGGUAGUGGAAGAAUCGAUCAGCAGUAAAAAGAAGGAGAAACGGAAGCACGUGGACCACGUAGAAAGCUCAUUGUUCGUGGCGGCUGGGGCUGUGCGAUCCUCGGAUGACCUGGACGAUGACCCCGGAGACCGCAGAGUCCCGUCCAGGACUAGCCACAGUGACUCCAGCAUUUACCUGCGGCCACAUACUAAUAGGUCUUUGGAAUCGGAUCAUUUUAGCUAUGUUCACUCGAGGAACGCAGCUGAUCUGGAUGACAGGAGACACCGAAUACUAACCAGGUACAAUACUGAGAGGCUCACUGAGCUGAUUUUACAGUUUUAUGGCAUCAGAGCCGAUCUGAAGAGGGAGUGCAAGCAAGCCAGGAUGUCCAUGAAAGCCGACAACUCGGGCGAAGCCGCAGCGCCGGGGACGCACAGCCCGCACAGCGACUCCCUGACGCAGCUGGUGCAGCAGCCGGACCUGGUGUAUUUCAUCCUCUUCCUGUGGCUCCUGGUGUACUGUCUGCUGCUCUUCCCACAGCUGGAUGUCAACAGACUCUGAAGUGUGUCUGGAUAAUAAAGAGACAGGACCCUGA
This is a messenger RNA of Oryctolagus cuniculus (rabbit), 2857 nucleotides long. The record is from RefSeq and is a predicted model, not a curated record. Lineage: Eukaryota; Metazoa; Chordata; Mammalia; Lagomorpha; Leporidae.